Labrus bergylta (ballan wrasse) is the source of this 2372-nucleotide messenger RNA. RefSeq lists its product as uncharacterized. Gene Ontology annotation, molecular function: iron ion binding; oxidoreductase activity, acting on single donors with incorporation of molecular oxygen, incorporation of two atoms of oxygen; protein binding. Gene Ontology annotation, biological process: lipoxygenase pathway; linoleic acid metabolic process; arachidonate metabolic process. Lineage: Eukaryota; Metazoa; Chordata; Actinopteri; Labriformes; Labridae. The record is from RefSeq and is a predicted model, not a curated record.
UGUGGGCGUGGCUUACAAAGAAGCAGAGGUGCACUGUACCUGCAGCUGUCAUUCAGCACACCACCAUCCCAGAGAGGAGACGAGGAGGAGUCAGUCUGCAGCUGGGUCACCAUCAUGUCGACUUCCUGUCACGAGUUUGAGGUGACGGUCCACACCUCGCCAGGUCCUACCUCUGGAACCUUCAGCCGCCUGUGGCUAAACCUGAUUGGCUCACACGGAGAGACUCCGCCCCUCAGUGUGAGCGAGGGCGGCUGCCUUCUCCUGCCGGGAUCAGUGUGUCCGGUUCAGGUCCGAGUCAGCGCUCCUCUGGGUUGCCUGCUUCUGGUUCGGCUUCGACUGGAGGCUCGGACUGGAUUCCCCGACCUAGACUGGCACUGCAGCCGGGUGGAGGUCCGCAGCCUGGCUGUGGAGGACCAGCGAGGCGGGAGAGGGGCGUGUCCUGGGGAUCCAGACAUACAGGUGUUCCUGUGUGACCGAUGGCUUCGAACAGCAGAUGGCGACAUAGAGCUGCGGAGCGGAAAGUUGUGUCUGCUGAUGGACGAGACGGAGGAGAAAGUGAAGCAGCAGCGAAUCAGACAGCUGGAACAUCACCAGAAGCUCAUCCGAUGGCGUGAGUUUGUCGAAGGCGCUCCACAUUGUGUGGAUCUGAACAGUCUGUCUGAACUCGGACCGAACCUCCGCUACACUUUCAAGAGUCCAGCUGCUAACCUGUACUAUCUGAGAGGCUUCGCUGGCCAGGCCGAGUCCUGGACCAGUUUCAGCGAGCUGGAGACGGUUUUCUCCUUCAUUGGACACCAGAACAACACGGCCAAGUUCGUUCAGGCUCACUGGGAGGAGGAUUGGUAUUUUGGUUAUCAGUGUCUUAAUGGCUGUAACCCUCUGCUGCUGCGUCAGACCAGCAUCCUUCCUCCAAACCUGUCAGUCACCCCAGACAUGCUCCGCCCCUUCCUGCCUGAUUGCUCCUCCCUCGAGCAGGAGCUCCAGACAGGUAACAUUUACCUGCUGGACUAUGAGGUUUUAGACAACGUCCCGGCCAACGUGAUCAACGGGAAGCAGACGUACCUGUCGGCUCCACUGUGCCUCCUCCACCUGAACCAGCGGGGACAGCUGGUCCCCAUCGCCAUCCAGUUGCAACAGACGCCCGGCCCUCACAACCCGCUCUUCCUGCCCUCUGACCCUGGCUGUGAUUGGCUGCUGGCUAAGAUCUUUGUCCGCAGCGCAGACUUCCAGUGUCACCAGAUAGCCUCCCACUACCUGAGGACUCACAUGCUGGGAGAGCUGUGCUGUGUGUCCACGCUGAGGCAGCUCCCCGAGACACACCCACUGCACCAGUUGCUGAUGCCACACAUCAGGACGUCACUUCAGAUCAACUUCCAGGCGAGAGCGUCUCUGCUGGCUGCAGACGGCGUGUUUGAUAAGGCGAUGGGUUGUGGUCUGGAGGGGUUACCAGUCCUCCUGUCCCGGGCCUCAGACAGGAUUUCCUAUCAAUCUCUGUGCGUCCCUGAUGACCUGACGGAGCGUGGCGUGGACAAACUGCCGCAGAGCUUCUACGCCCAGGAUGCCCUGAGAGUUUGGGACGCACUGCACAGGUUUGUGUUCAGCUGGGUCAGUGUGUAUUACAGUGGAGACGAUGAGGUGCAGCAGGACUCUGAGCUCCAACACUGGAUCUCUGACCUCAAUGCACACGGUUUCAACAAUCACUCAGGUUUCCCUCAGUGCUUCAGGACUAAAGCUGAAGUUUCUAAAUUCGUCACGAUGAUCAUGUUCUCGUGUUCGGCUCUUCAUGCUGCUGUGAACUUCUCUCAGUUGGAUUUCGCUCUCUGGAUGCCGAACUGUCCAGCCUACAUGCUGCGUCCUCCUCCACAGGUGAAAGGUGAGGUGAUGGAGGAUGACAUCAUGUCUUUCCUGCCCCAUGUGAACUUGACCUGUCGAGUCCUGACGGCGCUGAUGUUGCUUUCCCAACCUGCCGUGAACUUUGUUCCUCUGUGUCACUACAAGGACACCAUCUUUAGAGACGACGCCCACUGCAGGCUGGUAGAGGCGGUACAGGCUGAACUCAAGGCCAUUUCUGAUGACAUUACAGAGCGUAACCGGCACCUGGCGCUGCCGUAUCCAUACCUGGAUCCUGAACACAUCGAGAACAGCGUGGCCAUUUGAAUGAUUAGUUUAGAAAGAAAUGAACGUCCAGAGAGACAGAGAUUUAUUUCAAUAUUCAUGUUUUGAAUAAAUUAUUUACGUUUCUUCUUUUUAACCUCUAACUUGUUUUCUAGACUCAAACCGGAUUGUUUUUUUUAAAUUCUUAUUUCUCCCUUGACACUUUAGGAGCCCCUGGAGCCCUAAAACCUAAAAUAAAAAAAUGUGUGUGCACAACA